Molecule: messenger RNA, 1625 nt
Organism: Salarias fasciatus (jewelled blenny)
Lineage: Eukaryota; Metazoa; Chordata; Actinopteri; Blenniiformes; Blenniidae
Gene: chst14
Product: carbohydrate (N-acetylgalactosamine 4-0) sulfotransferase 14
Exons: 2
Coding region: 21-1127 (368 amino acids)
Biological process (GO): carbohydrate biosynthetic process; dermatan sulfate proteoglycan metabolic process
Cellular component (GO): membrane
Molecular function (GO): sulfotransferase activity
Source: RefSeq, a predicted model, not a curated record
AAAGCCGAGCGGCGGCAGUCAUGGACACACGCGCCUUUUAUCGCAGGCAGGACGUCGGGACGCCGCGCGGCGGGGGCGCGCACCGGAGCCCGCGGACAGCGCUGGUGCCCCGCUUCCUGCGCUGCCGGGCAGCCGUGCUGCCCUCCAUGCUGACGUUCCUGGUCAUCGUGGCGUCCGGAGGCCUACUGCUCAUGAUAGAGAAAGGAAUGCUGAACAGCAUGGAGACCUCUCUCCCCCGGAGGAGCGCGGCGCGACCGGAGCACGGCCCGGCCGGGAGGCGCCGUCCCGUUGCCGCGGACAUGGACACCCAGAUCCUCCAGGAGCUCCGCAACAGGACGAUUCACACCAUGUGCAGCCAGAAAGACUUGGUUGACAACAUCUGGUCGCUCAGCGAUCUGCAGAGGAAGAUCGUGCUGCAGCACGUCCUGGUGAACGACGAGCACCGCUUCCUUUACUGCUACGUCCCAAAGGUGGCGUGCUCCAACUGGAAGAGGCUGAUGAAGAUGCUGAGUGGAGCCCUGAAAUUCAACGACUUCAGGAGCAAGCUGGACCACCACCACGACCUGGUCUUUCUCUCCUCCUUGAAGCCAGACGAGAUUCGCUACCGCCUCAAGCACUACUUCAAGUUCAUGUUUGUGCGGGACCCCAUGGAGCGCCUGCUCUCCGCCUACAGGAAUAAGUUCGGAGAGAUCGAGUCCUACCAGAAGUCCUACGGCGUGAAGAUCAUAAAGCGCUACAGGAAGGUGGAUUCAGCGAAAGGCGACGACGUGACCUUCACAGAGUUUAUCAAAUACCUGGUGGAUGAGAACGAGGAACGCAUGAAUGAGCACUGGAUGCCCAUAUACACUCUGUGCCAGCCUUGUGCUGUUACUUACGACUUCAUUGGAUCCUAUGAGCACCUUGAAAGAGACUCCGAGUACGUGCUGCAGCACAUUGGAGCGCCCUCGCACAUCCGCUUCCCGGAGAGACAGACGUGGUACAAGCCAGUCACCAAAGAGAUACUACACUAUUACCUGUGUACUGUUCCACAGAAACUACUGAAAGAACUCUUCUUGAAAUACAUUUUAGACUUUUCUCUAUUUGCUUAUGCCCUCCCCAACACGACCACAGAAGAUUGCCGGCACUAAACACGUUUGCACAUGUAAAAAAACAUGUUUUUCUAGAGCGUUAUUUACAUUGUUUUUCCUGGGGAACAAACUUUUUUUUGUCAGUAUUUUACACAUACAUGUUACACUUUUUUAAGUGAGGACGUUUGCAUAUUAAAAAAAAAUGAAAAUAAUCGAUAGGACAUCUAAAAGUCGGCUGGGUGUGAAGAAAUCUGAUUUAUAGAUUUAUGCUCAUUAGACUGUCAAAAUGAAUCUUAUGUGGGUCAUAUAUGAGAAAGUAGAGUAAAAGGGUUUGGGCAACAAAAAAAAAAAAAAUUAACUGACUCAAAUCUCAGCAAUCUGACUUUUCCGCAUAAAGUGUUGCAAUUGAAUUCAUGAGAAAAGGUGACUUCCUCUUUUGUAGGAAAAAAAAAAAAGCAGAUAUUAGAUUUUUGUUUUGCCCGCAGCAUGAAAGUAGCCUUAAAAAAAACCCACAAACCUUUAAGGUUGUGUUCUGCGUUACAUAGGAGUGAAGUUACA